UCUGCUUUCCCAGGAAACUUCAAGCAGCCCGAACUGGCUCUUCCAAAUGAAGUGCUAACAAGAUGACUCUGGCAGGAAGCUCCACUGUAAACAGAAAGGCAGAGAAGCAGCCACCGGCAGCAAGAAGCCGGCCCUAGCUGCCAAGGAGCCUGAGAGAUGGAGCUGUCCUCCCACCCGGCUUCCCCAAACAGUUUUCAAGGACCGGACGGGAUGGAAAACCUCGGCAGCAUCCUGAAGCAAAAAGCAACCGAGAAGCAUCACAGAGCUGAGGUCAUGAUCGCAGGGGAGCAACUGAGGCUUCGACUCCACGAUGGCAAGCUUAUUAAGGACAGGCGAUACCACCUUCGCACCUACCCCAAUUGCUUUGUGGCCAAGGAGCUCACCGAUUGGUUGAUUGACCACAAAGAAGCACCAGACCGAGAAACAGGCAUCCGGCUGAUGCAGAAGCUCAUGGACCAUUAUAUUAUCCAUCACGUGUGCGACGAGCAUUUCGACUACAAGGACGCCAAGCUGCUGUAUCGCUUCCGCAAGGACGACGGGACCUUUCCUCUCAACAAAGAUGUGAAGGUGUUCAUGAGGGGCCAGAGCCUCUAUGAGACGCUCAUCAGCGUAGAGGACUCGAUCCUGAAAGUCAGAGAGGAGAACUCGGUGAAGUACCAAAGGACUUUUCUGGCCUGCGAAAUGAUCGACUGGUUGGUCCAGGAAGGAGAGGCAGCAAACCGGAAAGAAGCCGUGGAGCUUUGCCAAGUCCUCCUUGAACAUGGGAUUAUCCAGCAUGUGGCCGGCCGGCACCACUUCUAUGACGGCAACCUUCUCUAUCAGUUCCGCAUCAAUUUCCGCCGGAGGAGACGUCUUGCGGAGCUGCUCAGCGAAAACUCCUCCAGGGCCCUUUCAGACAGCCCCGACAGCCCCUUCUGCCUCCGCAAGCUCAACCCUGAGCAGAACAGCUGCAGCUUCUUGUCUGUUCAACCCAAUAAAGAAAUCAAAACAGUCUCAGCGGUUCGAAGGAGCAGCGUCACCUCACUGGCUGGGGGAGCCAACCCCUACUUCAAUCUCUCCCCGAGUUUGGGGUUCCUGCCAGCUGUGGAAUGCAACCCCAAAUCUGUAUUAAAGAGGCCUGUCACCAAUGAGGAGCUUCUGACCCCUGGGGCACCGUACAUCAAGAAAACGCUGACGAUUGUGGGCGAUGCAGUUGGCUGGGGAUUUGUGGUCCGUGGAGGUCAGCCAUGCCACAUCCAGGCUGUGGAUCCAGGAGGACCGGCUGCAGCUGCUGGCAUGAAGGUCUGCCAGUUUGUCUAUUCUGUGAACGGGAUGUAUGUCUUACAUCUGGACUAUCAGACCAUUAGCAGCCUCAUCAUGACCGGACCUCGAACUCUUGUGCUGGAGAUUAUGGAAGCCACUGAAUGAGUGAAAAGGCCAUGCGUCGACUUCCUUUUCCGCAAACCCGCAAGUCCUUGCCUGAGGCCACCAACCAUAUUUCACGAGCUGUGGAUGAGACGAUCGAUCUAAGUGAAUCCUCUAAACCCAGAAGGGACUCAGCGUUUCCUCUUAUGCCUACUAGCUAAUAAGGAGGUGGAUUCUUUUUAAAAAGAGU
Molecule: messenger RNA, 1594 nt
Organism: Lacerta agilis (Sand lizard)
Lineage: Eukaryota; Metazoa; Chordata; Lepidosauria; Squamata; Lacertidae
Product: DEP domain-containing mTOR-interacting protein-like
Exons: 9
Coding region: 157-1407 (416 amino acids)
Biological process (GO): negative regulation of TOR signaling; intracellular signal transduction
Molecular function (GO): protein binding
Source: RefSeq, a predicted model, not a curated record